UGUUGGUUCAGUUCGGUGCCAUGCCGAGGACGAGCAGCCAGACGCUGAAGUCGUGCCUCCGAACCCCCAGCUGAAAACUCUAAUUGACAGAAAAAGAAGGGAGGAUCGCAAAGCUUCUCGGAACAUGAUGCACAAGAACCGGCACGACCUCUACGCCGAUGAACUGGAACGACUAACCGUCGGCAGGACGCCAGAGACGCAGGCUGAUGUUCUCCCAGAAGGAGAACUCAUUUUAACCAUCAACGUCUACUACCCGGCUGUUUUUGAGAAAUUCAACUACGUCAGGCCCCACAUGACGCUGCUGAUGACCGGCUCCCACAGCCUGGCUGAGCUCAGGGACGCCAUUUGCUGCGUCAGCGACCUGCAUGUGAGCGGCGAGUUCAGCCAGACCCCAGACAUGGCUCCAGACUUCAUCAGCAAAGAUCAUUUCAAAUCGGCGUUCUUUUUCUUUGAGGGAGUUUUCUACAACGACAUGAGGUUUGCUGAGUGUCAGGACAUCAGCAUGACCACCAUCAAGUGGGCGAAGGCGCACAACUUCCCCUCGUUCAGCCAGGCCAAGAUGGAGGACACUCGGUUUGUGGAUCUCACAGUAAAAGUGGGAUACCCAUACCUCUACUGCCAUCAGGGAGACUGCGAACAUCUCGUCAUCAUCACAGACGUCAGGCUGGUGCACGGUAACGACUGCUUGGACAAGAAGCUGUACCCACUCCUCACUCACAAACACAGGUCUCUGACUCGGAAGUGUGCCGUUUGCCACGUCUUUAUCGGCAGGUGGUACACCACCAACGACGAGUUCGCCCCCAGCGACCCGUGUGUGUUCUGCGACAAGUGUUUCCGGAUGCUGCACUACGACGCUCAGGGCAACAAGCUGGGAGAGUUCUUGGCGUAUCCCUACGUCGACAGAGGCGCAUUUAACUGA
Molecule: messenger RNA, 919 nt
Organism: Nematolebias whitei (Rio pearlfish)
Lineage: Eukaryota; Metazoa; Chordata; Actinopteri; Cyprinodontiformes; Rivulidae
Gene: snapc3
Product: small nuclear RNA activating complex, polypeptide 3
Biological process (GO): snRNA transcription by RNA polymerase III; snRNA transcription by RNA polymerase II
Cellular component (GO): snRNA-activating protein complex
Molecular function (GO): core promoter sequence-specific DNA binding; RNA polymerase II cis-regulatory region sequence-specific DNA binding; bent DNA binding
Source: RefSeq, a predicted model, not a curated record